AUGGCUGAGCUCCGCCACAUCAUCGUCGACCUCCGAUUGGCCAAUACGCCAAGCCCCGCUAUCCGCGAUCCCUACUGCCCCGAGCAUCCUCGAAAAGCCGAAGGCCAAGAUAAUAGUCUGUACCCAAUUGCGAUCCUCGUGGAUGAGCUCAAGCACGAAGACGUUCAGUUGCGUCUGAACUCGAUCCGCCAGAUCCGCAUCAUUGCUGAUGCAUUGGGACAUGAACGUACACAGAACGAGCUGCUGCCAUUUAUGAACGACUCGCUGGAUGAUGAGGACGAAGUAUUGCUCGUGAUGGCCGAAGAGCUGGGAGGGUUCGUGGAUGUCGUGGGAGGUCCGGCUUAUGCUUACUUGCUGCUGAAGCCCCUAGAGUCACUCGCUACGGUCGACGAAGCCUCUGUUCGCAAUAUGGCAGUGCGCUCGAUCUGCACAGUUGUGGAAGCGAUGGAGGCAGAGCACGUGACGGAGCAUUUCAUACCGGUACUGCGGCGGCUGGUCACCCGUGACUGGUUCACGUCACGCAUUGCCUCGUGCAGCCUCUUCCAGGUUGGCUACGCACGUCUUUCGACUGACAUGCAAGCGGAGAUGCGCGGAAUGUUCGGCCAGCUCUGUCGGGAUGAUACACCGAUGGUGCGCAAGGCUGCGUCCGCGGCCCUUGGCGGCUUUGCCUCUGUCAUGGACAGCCAUAGCGCCAGCUCGGAAAUGCUGCCAUUCUUCUUAGCGCUGGCGACGGACCGCCAGGACUCUGUGCGGAUACACGCAAUCGACAAUGCUGUGGCACUGGCACGCUUGGUUCCGUCCGACGUACUUUCGACGCAAGUGUUGCCGACCAUCUUUGAGACAGCGCGUGAUGCCUCGUGGCGUGUACGGUGGUCUGUCGCCAAUCGAUUUCCCGAGAUUUGUGAUGCAUUGACCGCCGAGACCAUCAACUCGACAUUUUGUGACGCAUUCGUCUCAUUGCUCGAGGACAAUGAAGCGGAGGUGCGCACCGCGGCCACGUCGAAGAUCCUCGGUGUUGCUAGGCUUCUGCAGCCUCAGCGUAUUGUGGAAAAGAUUGUGCCGUGCUUCCAGCGUCUGGCGCGUGACAUGUCGGAUCACGUGCGCUCAGCUCUCGCCUCUGUGGUGAUGAAGGUCGCUCCUUUCUUGGGCCGAGAUCUUACGAUUGAGCACUUGCUCCCUCUCUUUUUGCUUCUGCUCAAUGAUCAAAAUUCGGAAGUGCGGUUGAAUGUCAUAUCGAACUUGGAAGAGGGCAACUCGGUGGUUGGCAUUGAGUUGUUGUCGCAGUCGCUUCUGCCUGCCAUCGUGCAUCUUGCGGAAGAUCGCCAGUGGCGUAUUCGCCUCGCGAUUAUCGAAUAUAUUCCGCUGCUCGCUGUCCAGUUAGGCCGUGACUACUUCGAAGAGCAGCUGGCCGAGUUGUGCAUGACGUGGUUGGUUGACAACGUGUUCUCGAUUCGGGAGGCAGCAACGGUCAACCUGAAGAACUUGACAGAGCACUUUGGUGUGGAAUGGGCACAAGCGAGUGUGGUUCCGCGGAUUCUGGCCAUGCACUCGAAUGCCAACUUCUUGCAUCGCCUGACAUCUUUGCACGCUGUGAACGUGCUUUGCGAAGCCAUGACCCCCGACUUGAUCCAGACGCUCCUCGUUCCUCUGGCUUUAGAGCUGGCCCAGGAUCCGGUCCCAAACAUUCGCUUUAACGUCGCAAAAACAUUGGAGGUGCUCGGUAGCAAAGUAGACGCGGAAGCUCGCACGAGUACUAUAGCCCCGUGCCUGGCAGUGCUGUUGCAGGACAGCGACACCGAUGUCGUUUUCUUCGCGCAGCGAGCGCUCUCGACGCUCGGGUAA
Hyaloperonospora brassicae is the source of this 1842-nucleotide messenger RNA. The record is from the annotation of a GenBank genome assembly. NCBI's taxonomy places the organism in Eukaryota, Oomycota, Peronosporomycetes, Peronosporales, Peronosporaceae.